Kwoniella mangroviensis CBS 8507 is the source of this 1071-nucleotide messenger RNA. RefSeq lists its product as uncharacterized. The transcript is spliced from 5 exons. Bases 1 to 1071 code for a protein of 356 amino acids. Lineage: Eukaryota; Fungi; Basidiomycota; Tremellomycetes; Tremellales; Cryptococcaceae. The record is from RefSeq and is a predicted model, not a curated record.
AUGACAACAUUAGCUGACGAGAGAUCGUCACACCUCAAUCCACCCUCAAUAGAUGGAUUCACGGAUGAAGAUGGGGAUGAAGAUAUGAAUGAGUUGGACGAAUAUGAGAAAGAACGAAUAGCCAAUAUAAAAGAAAGAGAUAAUCUCCUUGCUUCCCUUGGACUUUCCACACCUUCCAAGGAUAUAUUCGGCAUUUCUGCAAAACCCAAAACCAAGACACCGACACUGUCACCGGCCGAAGCUAGACGUAAGAGGGAAUUGAGAGCUAAGGAAGCGUCGUUGAGGAGAGUAAUAGAGCCUAUAAGGAGGAGUGGUAGACUGGCUCAGAGGGAGGUGGAAAUGAAGGGUUUGGUAGACGAUGAUGACUUAACUCCUCCACCACCUACCACCACCACCAAACCUCAACCACUUAUACCCAAAGCGAAGACAAUCCAUCUUGCGCCAGGUCCAUCAUACUCCUCCUCAUCCUCCGAAGAGACAUACGAGCCUGCUCCAAGACCUAGGAAAGGGGAAGAUGGUAGAUUGGUUUUUGAAGGAAGGUGGAAAGGCGUUUUCACACCGAAUUUGACACCUCAGGAGAUGUUUGAGGGAGGAGCAUUUGGAGGAGGAUUCUUCGCAGAUACAUAUUCAAAUAUCUCAAAGACGAACUUGACUUCAAAAAAUGAUAUAGCAUCUUUACCAUUUACCAUACGUCAAUCCAACAAACUACUAAGCAAUACCGAUCCGGACGGAGAGAAUAACAGGUUCAGAGUUAGAGCGGGACAGUCACUGCAGGAAUGGGAGAAGGCCGGUUGGAUUUGGAAAGAGGAUCCACGAGGGUGGGCGCAGUGGUACACGAGGUUCUGGGAGGGCAGGAGAUGUCAGGAUGAUGAGAGACAGGUUAGACGAUGGAUGAAAGUUGCUGGACCUACAGGGCGUUUCAAACGAGCACUGCUGAAAAAGCUAUUACAGUCUGGUGGUCGAGAUGCCGUGAAAGAUGAAGAUGUGGGAGCAGUGCUGAGACAAUGCCUUUGGCAGUGGGGGUAUGAGAUGAACGAAGUGGAAUUUGAUAGAGCUAUGAAUGGAGAGUAG